CACGUCACGAAGCUGUCAAAGUACGUUGCCGAUCGAAGUUUACGCGACUUUCGAAGGGACACGCCAUCGUUUUUAGCUGGAAAGUGAAUUUUACCUCGGAAAAUCGCACAAAAAUGGGUGUCAUGGAAUCUCUCGGUGUCGACGGAUUGCUCAGCGAUGUCCAGCGGAUGGACAAACGACAGUUUUUCUUCCAGGUUCUGAGCUUCGGAAUGAUCGUUUCCUCGGCGCUGAUGAUCUGGAAGGGCCUGAUGGUGGUCACCGGAAGCGAAUCGCCGAUUGUGGUGGUGCUGAGUGGCAGUAUGGAACCGGCUUUUCAUCGCGGUGACCUGCUGUUCCUGACCAACCAGGAAGAACCGGUGCGCGUAGGAGAAAUCGUUGUGUUCAAAAUCGAGGGCCGGGACAUUCCGAUCGUCCAUCGGGUGAUCAAGCUGCACGAGAAGAACAACGGCACGGUCAAGUUCCUGACCAAGGGCGACAACAACUCGGUGGACGAUCGGGGCCUGUAUGCGCCCGGGCAGCUCUGGCUCACCAAGAAGGACAUCGUGGGCAGGGCCAGGGGAUUUUUGCCCUACGUCGGAAUGAUCACGAUCUACAUGAACGAGUACCCGAACCUGAAGUACGGCAUUCUGGGGUUAUUGGCGCUGUAUGUGCUGCUGCAUAGGGAAUAGAUCUCGUUUUAGUUGUUUAGGAAAAAAAAGAGGCGCAUUUUUUCUAUAGAUUCAAUGAUCACCAGCAGAUUGUUCGAUUUCCGAGACAAUUUAAAAGAAAUCUUGCAUUUCGCGUCGUACUGGUGUAACUUAAACAAAUGUAAGAAAUUCUUGAGACUUGAAACCAUUUCGUUGUAACUGUAAAACAUUGAAAAAUGCGAUGCACAUCUGCUCCAAUUGCGGUUACGCUCGUUCGAUGCUAAGUAUUAGGUUUUAAUAGAACAACUGAAUUACAAUAUGUAAAAUGUGGAAAUAAGAACGAAAAUACACAAACUGGUCAAACUUCUUCGAACCGUACUGAA
This is a messenger RNA of Aedes aegypti (yellow fever mosquito), 1009 nucleotides long. RefSeq names its product signal peptidase complex catalytic subunit SEC11A (gene twr). Gene Ontology annotation, cellular component: membrane; signal peptidase complex. The transcript has 3 exons. The coding region runs from base 114 to 668 and encodes 184 amino acids. Gene Ontology annotation, molecular function: serine-type endopeptidase activity. The record is from RefSeq and is a predicted model, not a curated record. Lineage: Eukaryota; Metazoa; Arthropoda; Insecta; Diptera; Culicidae.